Ceraceosorus guamensis is the source of this 1599-nucleotide messenger RNA. Its product is annotated as DUF125-domain-containing protein. The record is from RefSeq and is a predicted model, not a curated record. Gene Ontology annotation, cellular component: fungal-type vacuole membrane. Bases 240 to 1430 code for a protein of 396 amino acids. The transcript is spliced from 4 exons. NCBI's taxonomy places the organism in Eukaryota, Fungi, Basidiomycota, Exobasidiomycetes, Ceraceosorales, Ceraceosoraceae. Gene Ontology annotation, molecular function: iron ion transmembrane transporter activity; manganese ion transmembrane transporter activity. Gene Ontology annotation, biological process: intracellular manganese ion homeostasis.
UUCUGAUUGCAAUCGUGAAUGCUUCGAAAAGCCAAUCGAUCAAAUCUCGCGAGAGAAUGGUUGCGUUCCUCCUCGGAUUCCUGUAGCAUACACACCCCAUCAUCACCACCACCACCACCAGCAAACACGCCAGGUUCACCUGCGCCCAGCCGCUCGAAUCCUCGAUCAAACGAGCAUCUUCUAGCGUCCCCUGCCUUCAUCGCCCUCACCCUCGCAGUCGCAUUCAUCGAUCGCCCGGCAUGCCUUGCGCAAAUUGUAAAUGCGGUGCCAAUGCCGGCUCGGGUCCAUGUGCGCGAUCCAAAGGUGCUUCAUCUAGCAAAGCCGAAGAGGCGCGAGGACCCAGCAUGGCGCUACCUCGUUCCUCCGCUCGCAAUGCCCACGAUCCUGAAGCUCAGCAGCAGAACAACAGAGCGUCGGUAUGGAGCACCACUACGACAAACACCACCUAUGUUCCUCCUACCGAAGAAGAAGAAGGAGUGGAGAGCACCCCAUUGUUGAAGGCUGCAAAUCAAAAUUCCCCCGCCUCUUCUUCCGAUACCGCACUCGAGCCUGAACAUCAGCACAGUGUGACCUCUGCCUGCGAGGCGAGAAACGGAGAGAGGGGCAUUUGCUGCAAGGAGCUGAAAAAGGAAGAAGCUACGCUGCUCAAUCCUGAUCUGGUUCGAGACUGCAUCAUCGGUCUGAGCGAUGGUCUGACUGUCCCCUUUGCACUCACUGCUGGAUUGUCCGGCAUUGGCUCCAGUCGCAUCGUCGUCGUGGCUGGAAUGGCUGAGCUGGUGAGCGGUGCCAUCAGCAUGGGCGUAGGUGGUCUACUGAGCGCUCAAGCCGAGCUGCAACACUACCGCUACCUCUCUCGUGCCACGUCGGACCGAGUGCGUCAAUCGUGCGCCGGCGAGAUGGAGAGGGAGGUCAUCUCCAUCCUUUCACCUUUUGGUGUGCCUGCGGACGUGGCGGGCCUGGUGGCCGACAAGCUGUUGAAUGUGGAAGAGAGGGAAUGCUCUCAUGUAGCCGACCUGCCUAGGCCCGUCUCUUCUCGACCCGAGCGGUUUGUGAGGAGCGAUGGACUCAAGGGACCUUCGAGAGGCUUGACGCCUUUUAUACUUCGAUUGGGAGAGGGACUAGAGGAGGUGCAGGAUGGGAGGGUGUGGCAAAGCGCAAUCACCAUCGGAGCAAGCUACUUCAUCGGGGGUUUCAUCCCGCUCUUGCCCUACAUUUUCAUCACGACGGUAUCCGAAGCAUUGACUUGGUCCAUCAUCAUCACCGGCAUCAUCCUGCUCCUCUUUGGCGUGGCAAAACAGAGAUUUGCGGGAGGAGCGACCGAUGUGAGAGGUUUGGCUUGGGGCGCCAUCUCUACGCUGGCCGUGGGCGCUUCGGCUGCAGCGGCUAGCUUUGCCAUCGUUAGAGCUCUUGAAGGAUCUGGAUCUGGAUGAAGAUAGAGAGUUGCAUACGAGCUCUUGGCGCUCUUUCGCUUUUCCACUUGACCCACCACUUCUGCCCUUGCACGUCUUCCUCUCCAUGUCCUCGCUCCGCCAUCUGACACUACAAGUCUCACUCAUUCAGUUCGACACGACGCGCCACUUUCUUGCCUCGAGUCUGUGU